GUCUGACCAACAACAAAUCACCACUCUUCUCCAUACAUAUGGCUCUGUACUAUCCUCCCGCUCCAUCUCAGAUCUUCUCGAUAUAUACACUGAGGACGGUGUUCUCAUGGCGCCUGGCUAUCAACCAGCGGUCGGCAAAGAAGCACUCGAAACAUCCUACGAACGCAUCUUCUCAACCAUCAAACUUGACAUCGACUUCUCCAUCGACGAAAUCGUUGUAAUGGAUCGUGAGUGGGCGUUUGCGAGAACUACUGCAGCAGGGACGAAAUAUUGGCUCAAGAAGGAUACACAGGAAGGUCAUCACAACCAGGAGAUUUUUGUCUGUCAGAAAGUGGAGGGUGCAUGGAAGAUUGCGAGAUAUUGUUUUUCGAGUAUGAAGCCGUCGUAGUUGAUCAUGAUCUUCAAUAAAUAACUGCUUCCGAUGAGCUGAGCCUUCCUGGCC
Messenger RNA from Aureobasidium subglaciale EXF-2481, 442 nucleotides. RefSeq lists its product as uncharacterized. NCBI's taxonomy places the organism in Eukaryota, Fungi, Ascomycota, Dothideomycetes, Dothideales, Saccotheciaceae. The coding region runs from base 107 to 388 and encodes 93 amino acids. The transcript has a single exon. The record is from RefSeq and is a predicted model, not a curated record.